Molecule: messenger RNA, 2243 nt
Organism: Melitaea cinxia (Glanville fritillary)
Lineage: Eukaryota; Metazoa; Arthropoda; Insecta; Lepidoptera; Nymphalidae
Product: altered inheritance of mitochondria protein 3-like
Exons: 7
Coding region: 1-2232 (743 amino acids)
Source: RefSeq, a predicted model, not a curated record
AUGUUGGAUCAUAUGCAACAACAAUUGUAUCAACAAGAACAACAACCUCAACCUGGCGCUCAAGAUCAGUCAGGACACCAGAUGGUACUAUGUCCAGUACGUGUGGUAUACGAAACUCAGAUGCUGGUACAACCAGGUGAACAAAUACAACCUAAUCAAACGAUAUUUGUCAAUCCCCAAAAUCCACCACCGUGGAUACAAAACAGAACAGUACAAAACCCAGUUUUAUACGUCCAACAUGUGCCAAACUACGUUCAGCAAACACAACAACAAAUUGAUCCCAACCAAUUGUACAUACAAAAUUAUGGUUAUCCAAAUAUACAACAAAUGUUGGUCCAAAAUCAUCAGGAACAAAAUCGGCAAAUGCAAAUGACACCGGCAAAUGUUAUGCCAAAUCAACAAGCAAUUGGUCAAAAUGUCCAAACACAAAGAUUUGUACCAAAUAUUACUCCAAUGCCAAGUACUAUUAAUUUAGUUAAUACGGUGCAAAGUCAGAAUAAUCCUAUGAAUAGACAAUUUGCACAUAGUCAAAUAGCGAAUAUGAAUGAAAUUGUUAGCAAUGUUAAACAAGAAAUAGUAGGACAAAAUGUGUAUAGGCAGUUCCCACAAGCUAUACCGCAGGAUCCAAGACAUCAGGUACAACAGACUGUUACUAUCGUUCCAAAUAAUAUACAAAGACCUACAAAUAUGUAUGAGCAAAACGUUGCUCAUAUACAACAAAUUCCACAACAAAAUGCACCAAAUAUUCAAACGAGUUAUCAAAAUGCUAUGAUAAACGUACAGGAUGCUAGAAAAGCCCCACCACAAGUUAAUAAAAACAUUAAUUACAACGUUGUUCAUCCGAAUAUGUCCGCAAAGGGGCUGCAAACAUUUAGACCGAUACAACCAAGGACUAAUCAAAUAAGACCCAAUGUACCACAAUUUCUACCGGUCCAACCAACUCCCAAUAUUGUUCAAUCAUCUCUGCCAAAUAUGGUAAAUAGAAAUGUUCCUCGGAAAAUAUUACCUAACACAGUUCAAGUACCAAAUAGUAUAGCUUUAUCAAAUAGUGGUAAAAACGAAAUCAACAAUGUUACGUUCAAUAGAAAAAGAAAAAGCGAAUCACCAGAUGAAAUACAUAAAAAGGUAUCGAUAAGUAACAGCCCAGAAAAUCCUAUUAUAAUUAAGAAAAUAGAAAAUGUACCUAAUCAAAUAAAUUGUUCAGAUAUUGGCGUUAAUACGAGUCCUAUCCACAAACCGGACGGAAGAAUACCGAUAAAUACUAUGCAAAUACCUCCACUAAAUCCUACGCAUGCACAAAACUCAAAAAUAAAAGAAGAACUAGCUAAGAAACCUCUAACUAAUCCAAUAACAGAACCACAAAAUGUAAUAAGAAAUAAUGUAGUUGUAAGCACAGUUCCUGAUAGUGUACCGCCUGAGAAAGAGAAAUUGGUACGAAACACUGUCUUCACGCAAGCUCGAGGAAGAGUUCUAAAUGACAAAGAACCUAUACUUGAACCUAAUAGAACAGAAGUGCCAACAAAUAGUAUAGCUUUAAAUAGUCCAGUUCCAGCCGUAUCUGCUGAAAUCACUCAAAAACCACAAAGAAAUACUAUCAAUGACAGUAAGGACGUAAGUAAAGCGGAGCCCAGCAAAUUAAAUAAUGCUACAAUUAAUCCCGUUACAGUUGAAAACAAACCUACAGAUACAGAAGAAAGUAAAGUAAAUUUGACAAGUGAUAUAAAGGCCGCGAACGAAGUUAAAGUAAAAGACGAUAGGGAUUUUAUUCUUACACACGUUUUAGACGGUUAUGUUAUACAGGAGUCAAAUAUAGCUUUUCCUAUAAGAAAACCGUUAAAAGAGAAAUCAUUACCGAACUAUUCAGAUGGAAUUGAAUCUAGCGAAGCGAAGGAAAUAAAAUUUGAUAAAGAUGCAGGGGUUAAAAAUAAUAGCAAAAUAUUAAACAUAUCACAUUUAAAUAUAAAUGAUAUAGACAAGGAUGUCAAGAGGGAUGAAAAAAUUAAUAAUCAAGAUAAUCCGUUUAGAGCAUUGAAACCAAGUGUUGUGAAGUCUUGGACGGCUCAAGAGCUAGAAACACACCUGGCUAAGUUCGGUUGGAAUGAAACCGUAUCAGUGUUGCAAGAACACGAAAUAGACGGAGAAUCUUUAUUACUAGUGUCGAAAGGGCAACUUUUAACUAUCGGUGUUAAAGAAGAACACGCAGACGUUAUUAGCGAAUUUGUUAAGAGUUAACACUAUAUUUA